CUGUUUGCAUAAUGGUUUCAUCCACAAAUGCAAAGAUGGCGGCGCCCAUGUUGUUUUGAACCAGUCUCGAAACAUUUUCCAGUUUAUCGUAUUUUAUGACGAUUUGUACCGCUCUCACGUCAAAUAGAUAAUGCCAAAGUACUACGAGGCAGGUGAAGUUUUGGAUGACAACCGGCCAUGCGCUGGACUGAGGGCGGAUUUGAGGCAGUGUCUUUCCGAAAGCGACUGUAUGAACAAGGAGGGCAGGUCUGCUAAAGAAUGUCUGCACGUGACAAGUUCACUUGACCAGAACUGUAGAGCCAUUGCAAACACAUUCUUUCAGUGUAAAAGAUCACUGCUUGACAACAGGAACAGAUUUCGAGGGAGGAAAGGCUACUGAUGACUCCAUUGAACCACUCUAGCUGCGAGGAGUACAGCAACAUAGACAUAACAAAGACAUUUUAUAAGUAGUUUGAACUACUGUAGUAGCUAUUGUAUUAUAUUGCACAUGUGUGUAUGGGUGUGUAUGUGGCCAGCCUGUUAAGUAAGCUAUGGAGGUUACAUGUAUUGAGUUGACAGCCUAGCAAGAAAUAUAACAAGUUGGCUUGGUGUUUUCAUAAAAUCUCAGAUAGUUAAUAUUUUAAUGUGAGGGCAAAUGACUGUACAUUAUAUAUAGGCCACAUUAUCAUCUUCUUUUUAUCUCCUUUUUAUCUCCUUACUUGUCAUCAUGUUAUAAGGCAGUUUUUCGAAUCCAUGCUGUGUUUUUUUUGCUGAAAAUGAUAUAUCUGAAGCCCAUGACUAUUUUGUGCACUUAACUAUUAAUUGACAACUCUGACAAAUGCUGUUCUUAAUUUUGUUGUAGCCUGUAUUUGCUGAACAAUAAAGAUGACCAAUCCCACAAUAAUGCCAGAACAUCUGGACCUUGAUUCAUCUACUUCUUCUACUAACAGCUUUUACAUUCUACAUACCUGCUUUUGUGGCCUUCAUCAACUACAUGUAGACUACACAAUGCAUAUGCCAAAGUACAAUUUGACUGGAAAUUAAAAACAAAAAAAAACUAUUCCUUAUCAAAAUAAACAAAAAAACAA
Branchiostoma belcheri (Belcher's lancelet) is the source of this 1067-nucleotide messenger RNA. RefSeq names its product cytochrome c oxidase assembly factor 5-like. Bases 131 to 379 code for a protein of 82 amino acids. The transcript is spliced from 3 exons. NCBI's taxonomy places the organism in Eukaryota, Metazoa, Chordata, Leptocardii, Amphioxiformes, Branchiostomatidae. Gene Ontology annotation, cellular component: mitochondrion. The record is from RefSeq and is a predicted model, not a curated record. Gene Ontology annotation, biological process: mitochondrial respiratory chain complex IV assembly.